Rotaria sp. Silwood1 is the source of this 4779-nucleotide messenger RNA. The record is from the annotation of a GenBank genome assembly. NCBI's taxonomy places the organism in Eukaryota, Metazoa, Rotifera, Eurotatoria, Philodinida, Philodinidae.
AUGUUUCCUAAAGCAGCUCCAACUGAACCAACUCGAACAACUAUUCCACCAGCAGCUCCAGUUUCAAAUUGGAGUGUAGCUUUAUAUCGAAAAGCUGAACCUAUUCUACCAUUAAAUCCUUCAGAUGUAUCUCAAACACCAGCUCCACAACAAACAAAUGGUUCAUUUUAUGUUCAACUUCAACAACAAGCUAGUGCAUCAUCACCAAGUCGUUCAGAUGUACUUUAUUUUCGAUAUCAAGCACAACAACAAAAAAAUAAUGCGAAUUCAUAUACGCUCCCAUUUACUAUAAGUCAGUUGAAUAAUAUGAAUUUAUCACCGGAUACAGCACCAAUUUCAUCAACAUCAUCAAGAUUUUCUGGUUUAGAACAACAAUCAGGUUUGAAUGAUUCAUCAGAUAAUCCAUCAACAUUACUUCUUCGUGCAAAAGCUUUUCUUGGUGUUUUGGUAUUGAACAGUUCAGCAAACAGUAUUACUGCAAAUACUGCUGGUAUUAUUCGACCAUUUAUGAUAUUUGUAACUGAAGAAGUAUUCAUUGGACAAUUAUUUGAUGCAUAUAUUUUUCGUAUUUCACAAGUAGCAACUAUUUCUAUGCGAGAUAAUCCAGAAGAUGAAAUUUUUGUUUCUGGAAUAAAAAAAUUAUUUCAAGGACGUUGUUUUUAUUAUGCAACUUUUUUCAAUCCAGAAUUGAAUAAUAAUAAACGUUAUUUUAAUAAACCAUAUGAUAUAACAUUAUGUGCUCAAAGAAUGGUUCAAGGACAUGAUUCAGAUAUUCGAUUUUUUUGGAAUCGUGGUUUAUGUUUGCCUUUGCUUAAAUUUAAUAUUGACAUUCGCUAUUGGAUACCAAAAAUCAUGUGUGGCGGAAUUGAGACCUAUAGAAAUCCAAAUGAAGAUAUUGAAUUAUGGUUAAUAUCAAGAUUAAGUUGUGAGCGAGCUGGUACACGAUUUAAUGUCCGUGGUGUUAAUGAUGAUGGAGCUGUGGCAAAUUUUGUUGAAACGGAACAAGUUGUUUUUCUACCCCGACAAAAUCAUUAUUCAUCAUUUGUUAUUGUACGUGGUUCUAUUCCAUUGUUUUGGCAUCAACCACGUUUUCAAGUAGGCGCUCAUCGUAUUACAGUGUCACGUAGUGAAGCAUUGAGUUUUAAAGCAUUUUUUGAACAUUUUAAAGUUCUUUAUCGUCAUUAUGGUCGUGUAUUAAUUAUAAAUUUAGUUGAUAAACGCGAUGAUGAAAAACGUGUUGGUGAAGAAUAUCAUAAUUUAUUUGAAUUACUUGUUAAAACAUAUCAAUCAAAACAAAAAAAAGAAAAACCAUCACUUGGUUAUUUAACUGAAAGAGAUUUUAUUUGGUUUGAUUAUCAUGAACAAGUACGAGCUACAAAAGGUUUAACACCAGAACAAUUUGUUGAUAAAAUGCUUAUACAAAAUAAACAAUAUUCAAUUGGACAAGAACUUGAACGGCAAAGUAUAUUUACUUAUAUGGAUGAAAAAACUUCAAGUUUACAACAAGGUGUUUUCCGUAUUAAUUGUAUUGAUUGUCUUGAUAGAACAAAUAAUGUACAAUUAACUCUUGGAAUGGUUGUUUUAACCAUGCAAAUAGCCAAUUUAAAAAAAGAAGUUAAUAUUAAUAAUUUAGUUGAUCAUUUACGAGAUAUGUGGAUUAAUAAUGGUGAUCAUAUUAGUAGAAUUUAUACGGGUACUGGUGCAAUAGGGCAAAGGAAUAAAGCAAAAGAUAUUCAACGAAGUCUUGGUCGAGCUAUACAAAAUAAUUUACGUGAUGAUGAAAAACAACAAUCAAUGCAAACAUUAAUUUAUUCUUAUGCUAAAGACUCAUAUUUACAUGAACGUUCUGUUGCUGCUCUUUUAACACCUUAUGUCAUAUCCGAUGGUAUUAUAUUAAAUGAAAUGUUUCGAAUUCGUCAAGAAUUUGUUAGAAAAGAAAAAUUUCGUAUAUCAAUUGGUACAUGGAAUAUUAAUGGUGAUAGAAAUCCCGCUCUAGAAAACGAAUAUCCAUCUAUUCUUGAUGCAUGGAUAUUAGAUGGACCAGAAAAUAUUUCGUCAAAAACACGAAAAAAUAAUUCUAUUCCAACCAUUGGAUUUGUUAGUGAUGAUUAUAUAAAAUCAAUGCCGGAUAUCUUAGCUAUUGGUUUUCAAGAAAUUUGUGAUUUAACAGCUACAAAUAUGGUUUGGCAAAGUUCUGUUAAUGCAACUCGUUGGGUUGAUAAUGUUCAACUUCAUUUUAAAAAAUCUUAUCCAAAUGAUGAAUAUAUUCUAUUGGGUAAUGAUCAACUCGUUGGUGUAUGUUUGGCGAUAUUUAUUCGACGCGAUCUUGCACCAUAUGUCAAAAAUAUCGUUGUCGAUUCCGUUAAAACAGGCAUGGGUGGUAAAAUAGGCAACAAAGGAUGUGUUGCUAUUCGUCUUGUUUUACAUAAUACAUCAAUCUGUUUUAUAUGUGCUCAUUUUACAGCAGGGCAAAAUGAAUUUAAUGAACGUAAUAAAGAUUAUAAAUCAAUUAUGGAAAAACUUUUAUUUCAACCACCAUCUCGAGCAUUAUGGCAUGAUCAUAUAUUUUUUCUUGGUGAUUUUAAUUAUCGUUUAACAAUUCCACGUGUACAAGUUGAACAAUUUAUUAAAAAUGAAGCUUAUAAACAAUUACUUGAAUAUGAUCAAUUAAGAAAAGAACAUGCAGAAGGACGAGUCUUUCGAGAAUUUACUGAAGGUCUAAUAAAAUUUCCUCCAACUUAUAAACAUGAUAUUGGUUCAGAUGAAUAUGAUACCAGUGAAAAAGCACGUACACCAUCAUAUACUGAUCGUAUACUUUGGCGUAGUAUAUUUUCGAAUGUUCAAACAAAACAAGUAUAUUAUGGUCGUGCUGAAGUUAAAACAUCAGAUCAUCGUCCUGUAAGUGCAAUGUUUGAUAUUGAUGUUGAAAUAUGUGAUGAAACAAAAAUGCAUAAAAAAUAUAUUGAUAUAUAUGAACGAUUUAAACCAUCAAAUGCGCAAAUUAUUUUUGAUAUGAAAAAUGAUGUUAAUUUAAAUAAAAAUCAAUUAAUUGAAGAAUUUGAUAUGUAUGUUCAGAAAAAGUAUGGAUUUGAUACAAUUAUUGUUGAUCGAUUUUUUACAUCAAAUGAUAAACAGCUUUCAUUAAAUAUGUCUUUUGAAAAUGGUGAACAUGCACGAAAAGUUAUGGAACCAACACAAGAUCAACUUUCAAAUGGUCUUAGCUUCAAUAAACGUUUAAUAACGAUAAAUGAAGAUUUUGCAUUAAAUCAAAAACUAAAUCUUCUCUUUUCUAAUGCUGACGAAACAAUGUAUUCAAAAUCUGUUGCUUAUGAUCUUGGUUCGUAUCAACAACCAUCUCGUGAAUCACUUUCAACUUUACAAGAUGUUACAGUAGCUGGCGUUGUUGCUGAUGAAAAAAAUUCAAUCACAACAUCAAAAACAGAUAAUGAAAAUACAAUAAAUGAAUAUGAUAUUGAAACAUUAGAAUUAAUUAAAGAAUCUGAGCGAACAUUUGAACAACGUCGUCGUACUUAUGGUGAUAUAUUUGUUCGAGAUUCCGAUUCUGAUGAUGAAACUAAAAGUAUGGAUGGAACGAAAGAAUAUUCAAAAUCAUCAUCAAGUAGUGAUAGUGAUGCACCAACAUCAACUGAUUCUGAAGCUCCUUAUGGAUCAGAUUCGGAAUCAAGUUCAUCCUAUGAUGAAUAUCAUGCUGAAAGAAAAAUUCCAAAGAAAAGAAUUCAUGGGCAUAAUAAAGGUCCAUUAAAAUUAUUUUUUCAAGAAAGAAUCGUCUAUUGGCCAAAAGAUCGUUAUAAAAAAUAUAAACGAUAUCAUAUGAAAAAACACGGAAUAGAAAUUAAUUAUGGACAAAUUCAUACAGAAGAAAUUAAACAUUCAUUAAAACAUGAAAAACGUCAAAGAAAAAAAGAAAGAACUCCUUCAAUUACUUUAAUGACUAUGAUGGAAGGAUUGGCAAAACAGAUGGCUUUUGUUUCCUUAGAUCCUGAACUAUCUAUUGCACCAAUCGAAUCAGAUAAAACAUCAUUAUCAUCAAUGAAAUUAGCGAACAAUGAACAAAUUAAUUCGAAGUCAAAAUCAAUUUCCAAUAGAAUGAAAGAAAAAGUUAAAAAAUCUGUGAAGAGAAAACCUAAAUCAUUUACUAAUUCGAAUACUGAUGAUGAUGACAAGGUGGCAACAAACAGUGAUGCAACUAGUCGUACCAGUGGUGUUCCUGAUGAAGAAUCGAUAUUAACAGGUGCCGCUGAUAUCGAUGAAAGUCGACAUGAAUAUAAUGUUGGUGAAUUGAUUUCAUUUGCAUCUUUUGACAUUCCAACUGAUACUAAUCCAAAUGAUCAAAAACCAAAUUCAUUAUUGAAUGAUGAUAUAUUUGAUCCAUUUAAUUUUAUUGAUUCAUCAACUUCUACGAAUUCUGGAAUAGAUCAUUAUCCAUCAGCGACAACUUCUAGUUUUCAUAUUGAUCCAUUCAAUAUGAUUUCACAACCUUCUCGAGAAAACAAUUCAUCUGUAAACAUGUUUUCUUCAACUUUAAUAAAUACUAGCAAUAAUUUCUUUCAUCAAUCUCAACCACAACUUAUACCUACAAAAGUAUUAACACCAACACCCCUUGUUGCUGCUACUACUACUGCUUCUCAACCAUCAAUAACACUCAAAAAUCUGAGUUUAAAUCAAAAUAAAAAGAAAAAUGAAGUAGUUACUGAUUUACUUGAUUUGAGCGAGACAAGUGCAUCAUCAGAUAAUCUCAUAUUUGAUCCAUAUGCUUAA